AUGCGAGAUCAAGCCCGCAUCCUGGGCAGGGCCGACAAAAAAUUGUUUGGACAACUAGGCAUCGAUGGGAUUGUAGAGGCGUUUGGACUUCGGGGUUCGCCAGAUCGGAAAAUCUUAGUGCCAAGCCCGUUGGCAGCAGCCGCUCGGUCCCAGUGGUUCCUAGCAUUUACCACGUUCUUCACAUCUCGCGAGGGUCAACUCUUUGAUAUUGUGGAACAAGCGAGAGCGCGUGCACAAGCAGAGAUGCUGGACAAACUAGUGGGCAUGGCUAUGCUCAUAGCAGCCACGACCAUUUUCUUGUAUUAUACACUAUGGACUCUCUUCAUGCCAUUUGUCGACGAUGACCAUCCGCUUCAAGCACUCUUUCCUCCUCGUGUCUGGGCCAUACGCAUUCCAGUGAUCCUCACUCUUCUCGCCUCGGCCGUUGUCGGUACAUUCCUCGCGAUGGUCAUGAUCAGAAGCAACAGAAAGAAGGCGGCAAAGGCACGGGCAGCAGCAGCGAAGAAGUCGAAAUAG
This is a messenger RNA of Exophiala spinifera, 516 nucleotides long. RefSeq lists its product as uncharacterized. Gene Ontology annotation, cellular component: dolichol-phosphate-mannose synthase complex; endoplasmic reticulum membrane. Gene Ontology annotation, biological process: GPI anchor biosynthetic process. Bases 1 to 516 code for a protein of 171 amino acids. The transcript is spliced from 4 exons. The record is from RefSeq and is a predicted model, not a curated record. Gene Ontology annotation, molecular function: enzyme regulator activity. Lineage: Eukaryota; Fungi; Ascomycota; Eurotiomycetes; Chaetothyriales; Herpotrichiellaceae.